This is a messenger RNA of Stylonychia lemnae, 1932 nucleotides long. Lineage: Eukaryota; Ciliophora; Spirotrichea; Sporadotrichida; Oxytrichidae. The record is from the annotation of a GenBank genome assembly.
AUGAAGUCUGUUAUGAACAAGGACGUGUAAUUAAACCACUCUAAAAGUGGUGCUGCAGGAGGUCCAAACAAUAAAGUUUUCGAAUUCCAAAGCUUCAUAGACGAAUAAAGAUAAAAUUAGACAAUUAAAAAAAUAGAAGAGGAGGCUGAAUUUAAAGAGUAGCAAGACAACCCCCUCACUCUAGAUCUCAAUAAAGUUAAUCAGGAGACUUAAAAUAAUGGGCAGAUGGGACCACACCGAAAUCCUACUUCAACUUAGCAUUUAGUAACAGAUGCAUUUUACUCUAAACUACCUAAUGGAUAUGUGUAAUCCAAAAAGAGCAUAUUCUUCCUAUAGAGCAAGACUAUUAAAUGCUAGCUGUCUAAAGACACCUAGGAUUAAAACGAAAAAGCUCUACUAAGUCCUCAAAAUAUCCAGUAAUUCGUAAAUAAAAAUGAUGGAAACAUAGUUGCUGGGACAGCAUCAUCUACUUUACAGUAGCCUACAUAAAGUACUUAGGGUAUUCCUCCACCUAUUCUUCAAGGAUUUUCUCCUUCACAUUCAAUAACAAGUCCUAUGGCUCGGAAACAAAAAUUCAAUGCUUUAAUGAACCCUAAGUUUCUAAAUUAAAGAGAGAUAUUGCUAUCGGCUUUAAGGAAAAAUGAAACUAGGUCGCAGCAUUAAUCUCCAGCUAAUAAAAUAAAUCAAGCUUCUGCUCAUUCACCUAAAAAUAAACUAUCGCCUCUUCAACAGCCAAAGCUAAUCAAGCCCAUUCAUUAAACUAACUUAAAAUUCUCACAGGACUAAACUCUCUCUCUAAUAUUCGAUAAACCAAUAGCCAGCAGUACAGCUUUAUACGAUACCAAUCGAAAUUCAAAACUGAACAAAAGUGAUCAAAAGAAUAAGCAGCAAUCUUUACUCAAGCUUAGUUUGUCCAAGGCUAAAUUAAACUAGGAUCUUUAGGAACAGGUUGGAGAACCUAACUAGAAAACUUUGCUUGCACAAAAGUCACCAAUCAGACAUGUUGAUAAUAGCAACAGUUAUAAUAAACCUCGCUUAUUUAAGAGCAGUAAUAAAGAUCUUAUUGAAAGUGCGAAUGAAAGUUCAAUUAAAUUAAGGCCUAAGCUUGAAACAAGUAAUUAUGAGUCUGUGAAUAAUAUCAACUUGAUCAAAAUAGAAAUGAAAUUAGAUAAAUAAAUUAAAUCACCUCCAUAAACAGCUCCUAACUAAGGCUUCUAUCAUAAAAGAAAUUCAAUGGACUAGAAUAGACAUAGUGAAUAUAGAGUAUUGAGUCCAUCCAGAACUACGAGUAACUUAAUUGAUGUGUAAGAUGGAUAGAACCAUGAUAAAGAUAUAAGAAAAGAUAGGGACUCGGAUGUUCCAGACUCGUCUAAGAUAAAUAGGCUUAUCAAAUCAAGAAAAUUUGAAGAUAUAAAGGAAAGAAACCAAGAACUUUUUUCAAUAUUCUAAGGGCCAAGCACCAACAGUAAUAACAGUAAUCACCUACCUUAUAGAAAUAAUUCAUAGAUACAGAAUUCCUUUGCCUUUGCAUCCUUCAGCACUCCCAACUUACUAAUUACUAAAAAGCAAGAAUUUCAAUAGUCUCUUUCUGGAAUGACUAACUUAAGAAAGAUUUCCGGCUCUCAGGCCAAAAGAUAGAUAGACAAGGCUCAAAUGCUUCUAUAGAAUAAUGCUGAUAUUCAAAAACGAAUUAAUCUUUACGAAAAUAAAUCAAGAUCGGAAUUCGCUGGACCAUAAGAGGAGACCAAAUAAUAGUAGAUUAGGAAUGAGGUCUACUUUAAUAUAGUGGGGAAGUCAAUGACUAAGAAGGACGAGCGAGCCCACGAUGCAGCACUUUUGGAAUUAGCAUUGAAAAAGGGCUAACAUCAUCAGGAUUUUAAGUACUACUUGCAGUACUCAGGGUUCUCUAAGACUGCCCGUUUUUAUUAGUGA